CCACAAAGAAGUCGAGACAAGUUGUUGUCAGACAAUCGUGGCUCAAUGUGUACAACACUGAAAGUAUAGGGGAGGAAAUCGAUGUCUUUAAAAAAUAUAUAUAUUAGAUACUCGCAAUAGACAUGACGGAAAUGUUUUCAAAUCUGUAUGGGCAAAAUGAAGCUCAGGGACCUCCCGGAUCAUCGUCUUUGGGAUUCGGACCGGGAAAACCACCACCGCCUCUGCCGCCAAAUCAAGUCACGAUGGCGGCUCAGAUGCCACCUCAGCACGGGGAUGAGGGGCCUGCUCUACGGAAGCCGGGAGCAAUGAACGAACCUUUUUAUUUACUGCGAGAGCUACCAGUGGGCAAUGAGCUGACGGGCAACACCAACCUAAUCACCCAUUACAACCUGGAACACGCCUACAACAAGUUCUGUGGCAAGAAGGUUAAGGAGAAGCUCAGCAACUUCCUGCCAGAGUUACCAGGUAUGAUAGACUGUCCUGGCACCCAGGAUGGCAGUUCGUUGCGCUCUCUGAUAGAGAAGCCUCCAGUGUGUGGCAACUCCUUCAGCCCUCUGACCGGAGCCAGCCUCACCGGCUUCAGACUGCACACCGGACCUCUACCAGAGCAGUACAGACUGAUGCACAUCCAGCCCCCAAAGAAAAAGAGCAAAAACAAGCACAAACACCACCGACCACAAGAUCCCAUACCGCAAGAAACACCGUCAGACUCUGACCCCAAGAAGAAGAAGAAAAAGAGGGAUGAUGACCCCGAUCGCAAGAAGAAAAAGAAGGACAAGAAAAAGAAGAAGAACCGCCACAGUCCGGACCACCCUGGCUUGGCUGGCUCUCAGCCCAACAGCAACAGCCUCCGAUAGACCAGACAGACACUGUGUGUGUGUGUGUGUGUGUGUGUGAGGAGCAGCGAGUGAAUGUGUUUGAAGAGAGUCAGGAACUGUUUGUGAGAAUGUAUGCAGAUACGAGAGAUUAUGCAUGUGUGAGAGAGGGAUACGCAAAUGUCUGUUUGUACUGUAUGUGAGUUGGUGAGAAAGGUCACGUGUGUAGGUGGCAGAUUGGAUGUGCGCAUGGUAGAGUAAUGUUGUUACAGUAUGACAGAAGGCCACUGUGAUGUUCUGACUGAGUACAGUGCCUUCGGAAAGUAUUCAAACCCCUUGACCUUUUCCACAUUUUGUUACGUUAAUUGAAUCAAUUUUAGAAUAAGACAGUUUUUUCCCCCUCAUCAAUCUACACACAAUACCCCAUAAUGACAAAGCAAAAACAGGUUUUUAGACAUUUUUGAUAAUUUACAGUACCAGUCAAAAGUUUGGACACCUACUCAUUCAAGAGUUUUUCUUUAUUUUUUACUGUUUUCUACAUUGUAGAAUAAUGGUGAAGACAUCAAAACUAUGAAAUAACACAUGAAUCAUGUAGUAACCAAAAAAGUGUUACUACAUUUUGUAUUUGAUAUUUUUCAAAGUAGCCACCCUUUGCCUUGAUGACAGCUUUGCACACUUUUGGCAUUCUCUCAACCAGCUUCACCUGGAAUGCUUUUCCAACAGUUUUGAAGGAGUUAACGCAUAUGCUGAGCUCUAGUGCUUUACCUUCACUCUGUGGUCCAACUCAUCCCAAACCAUCUCAAUUGAGUUCAUCACUCUCCUCAUCACUCUCCUUUUUGGUCAAAUAGCCCUUAUACAGCCUGGAGGUGUGUUUUGAGUCAUUGUCCUGUUGAAAAAGAAAUGAUAGUCCCACAAAGCGUAAACCAGAUUGGAUGGCGUAUCGCUGCAGAAUGCUGUGGUAGCCAUGCUGGUUAGGUGUGCCUUGAAUUGUAAAUAUAUCACAGUGUCACCAGAAAAGCACCAUCACACCACCUCCUCCAUGCUUCAUGUGGGAACCACACAUGCAGAGAUCAUUCGUUCACCUACUGCGUCUCACAAAGACACAGCGGUUAGAACCAAAAAUCUCAAAUUUGGACUCAUAAGGUAUUUCAGUUUUUUAUUUUUAAUACAUUUGACAACAUUUCUAAAAACCUCUUCACAUUGUCAUUAUGGGGUAUCGUGUGUGGAUUGCUGAGGAUGUUUUUAUUUAAUUUAAUCCAUUUUAGAUUAAGGCUGUAACGUAAUGUGAAAAACUAAAGCGGCCUGAAUACUUUCCGAAGGCACUGUAUAUGAUGUGUCCCUUUUUCAUUUGGUUGGGAUAUUCUCUGACUACAAAUUAUAUUCCAAUAAACUUUGGUUAUUAUUGUA
Molecule: messenger RNA, 2222 nt
Organism: Salvelinus fontinalis (brook trout)
Lineage: Eukaryota; Metazoa; Chordata; Actinopteri; Salmoniformes; Salmonidae
Gene: med19a
Product: mediator complex subunit 19a
Exons: 6
Coding region: 123-857 (244 amino acids)
Biological process (GO): positive regulation of transcription by RNA polymerase II
Cellular component (GO): mediator complex
Molecular function (GO): transcription factor binding; transcription coregulator activity
Source: RefSeq, a predicted model, not a curated record